GUAUAAUAUGUGGUAGGUCCCUGAACGCCGCAGGGUCAGUGAACGUCUCAGCUCCGUGCUACGUGUACGGAGGUUUGGGCGGUGGAGGGGGAGAACAUCCGGACACGCGCCGGGAUUGGCUCAGCAGAAGUGAAGAAAAGAUCAAUGCAAUGCUGCUUCUCAGACGCUGCCACAGCCUGACUCGAUUUGGCCCUGUCAGCAUUCAAAGGCAUCCGGUGGCCCCUGCUGUGGCAUCCUGCGCGGCCCGUCUCUGGAGCAACAGCAGUGGUGACGACCAGAGGUCGUACCAGCGCGCCCACAGUCCCAGCUGGAGACAUGGCCUGGCAGGACUGCUCGCUGGUACAGGGGCUGUACUGGCGUAUGGCCUUCACAAGCACAAGGCUGAGCAGGUGGACACCAUCAGAACUCCGACCUUAGAGACGACCCUACCUUUUCCCAUCUUCAGCCAGGAAGAGGUCACAAAGCACCGCUCCCUGGAGGAUGGCGUGUGGGUCACUUACCAAGGUGGCGUCUAUGACAUCACUGAGUUUGUGGCCAUGCAUCCCGGUGGGGAUAAAAUCAUGUUGGCAGCAGGUGGUGCCAUUGAACCCUUCUGGGCGCUGUAUGCUGUGCACAACCAGGAGCACGUGUUGGAAAUCCUCUCAGAAUAUAAGGUCGGUGAGCUGAGUGCAGAGGACCUGAAGAAGCAACAGGCUGUGAAAUCAUCUGACCCCUACUCCUCCGAUCCAGAGCGCCACCCGGUCCUGCACAUCAACAACCUGAAGCCCUUCAACGCUGAGCCGCCUCCUGAAAUCCUCUCUGACAGCUACAUCACCCCCUCGGCUUUCUUCUUCAAAAGAAACCACCUCCCAGUUCCUCCGGUGGACCCGGCAUCCUACCAGCUCCAUGUGGAGGGACUUCCCGGAGGAGCUCUGACGCUGUCUUUAGAAGACUUGAAGACUAAAUUCCCCAAACACACGGUCACUGCCACUCUGCAGUGUGCAGGUAACCGCCGUUCUGAGAUGAACACGGUCAAGCAGGUCAAAGGACUAAACUGGGGCAUUGCUGCGAUCAGUAACGCCACAUGGAGCGGCGCUAACCUCAGGGAUGUGCUGAUGGCAGCUGGCUACGGGCCAGAUGUGGCCCAGUGGGCUCGCCACGUUCAGUUUGAGGGGCUGGACCAUGAUGUGACCGGUUCGACCUAUGGUGCUUCCAUCCCUCUGAACAAGGCGGUUAGCGAGGAAGGCGAUGUGCUGCUGGCUUAUGAAAUGAAUGGCAAGGAGCUUCCUGCCGACCACGGCUUCCCUGUCCGUGUUGUGGUGCCGGGCACAGUGGGUGCGCGGAACGUUAAAUGGCUUGGGAAGAUCAUUGUGAGCUCAGAGGAGAGCAGCAGCCACUGGCAGCAGAACGACUACAAGGGUUUCUCCCCCGGGACCGACUGGGACACAGUGGACUUCAAAUCUGCACCGGCCAUUCAAGAGCUGCCCAUUCAGUCUGCCAUCACCACACCGGCCGACGGUGCUGUGGUCGAUCGGUCGGAGGAAGAGGUGAUUGUUAAGGGCUACGCCUGGAGUGGCGGGGGCAGAGAGGUGGUACGUGUGGAUGUUUCUCUAGACGGAGGAAAGACGUGGCAAGUGGCCCAACUGAGGACCAGUGACAAGGGACAAGCAGCCGAACCCUCACCUCCACCAGGACGAGCCUGGGCCUGGAAGCUGUGGGAGGUGACGGCUCCUCUUCCCCCUGAAGCUCAGGAACUUGAGAUAGUUUGCAAGGCAGUUGACAACAGCUACAACAUGCAGCCGGACACGGUGCCUCCCAUCUGGAACCUGAGGGGCGUCCUGAGUAACGCCUGGCACAGAGUGAACGUGAAGAUCAGAGAGGAUGAGGAUGAGGAGGAAUAGACUCACCUCACGUUCUGCUUGCAAACUCAAAUCUGAUAUUUGGACUCAGCAGGGAAAUCAAUGAAGGAAAAAAGAGCAGAUUCACAGAGACCAAGCGCGCACAAUAUAUUUAACGCUUUUCAACUAAUACAGUCGAAUGUUUUCAGUCUUGGAGUUUUUAUGCAGUCACAGUUUCCUGAGGGACUUGAACGGUUUUCAGCAGAACAAACCAUAAACUAAGCUAAGGUUGUAAAUAACUAGAGCAAAAGAGUUUUUAUCAAGUAACGACUUCAUUGAAUUUGUGAGUCUGUAACAUUUAUAGAAAAGAAAAUAUUUACUUUUGUAAACUCCAUCAUCUACAACAGAGUUAUAGUAAAUACUAUAUUAAGAGUUCAACAGUAUUACCAUACAUAAUAAAAAAGUUUGGAUAAUACUUUUGGAUCUAGUAGUACUUAGCCUACUGUAGUAAAGUUUUGAGCUUAAUAUUGUGUCAUUAUUUUCAAUGAAGGCUACUAGAGAUGCUUUUUUCUUUAGAGAGAACAGUUUACUAAGCGCAGACUCAUCUAGGAAUCUUUAAAACAUCGGUAGCUUUUACUUAUCUGCAACUGUGACUUUGUUGAUAAUCUUUGCAACAGACCAUGUUUUUAAGUUUGAGUCAGUGAUUCACCGGAAGAAACUAUGAGAGGCUGAGAUAGUCUACUUCUGCUCUCGUUCAGUAAAGAACAGGUGAACUGUGACCUUUCAGUUUAUCCCCCACUGUCUCCAGAUCCCACUGUGAAGACUGAGGCCGAAUUUAGUCGCUUGAAGACAUUCCUGAAGCCCAGUUGAGACCUGAUUUGUCACACAGGCCUUUAUGUUUUGUGGCAGUUUUCUGAGCGGAGGUGAAACAAUGAUUUAGAUCAAAGUGUUGGCACCUUACAAGGAGACAGAAAAAACAGAGGAAUGUCCUACGAAGCAGGAUUUGCAGUCAGUGAGGAAACCAUAGGUAUAAUUCUGGAUUUUCAGACUUACAUCAGUGGCUCGUUUCGUAAAACCAGUCAACAGCCCAACUCCUGAUCAAUCCGAUCAAUAGAUAACCACCGUUCCUACAGGAUCCUUAAAGGAACAAACAAGUUUUUCAGUAGAGUGUUUCUUUUCUAUUCAAGUUAUGUGAACAUGUUUAUAUUUCACCUUGUUGAACUUCACUAUCUGCUUUAACCAAAUUGAACUGCAGGUAUCUGUGUUUCUCCUCAUAUCAUAUCAUGUUUUUUAUUUAUGGCUCUGAUAAUGUUGCCGGUACUUUAACAAUGAGUCAGUCUUCUCUGUCUCCUUGAGUCUGGGUGUCUUGUUCUGAUAGGAGUAGUGAAGGUCUGUACAUCUCUAUGUUGGGGGCCUGUUGCCUUGGAGUUCUCAAUAAUCUGAAAUAAUUUAAUGUAAGAUUAAAAACAUAAUUUACCAUAUUGUCUUGAUUAAACAUAGACCAGGAAGCUGAAGAUUGUAUAUACAUUAAUGUACCAAAAUCAUGGUGCAUUUCCUGGAUUCAUUUUUUUGCCUUUGGUAGCAAAGUAAAUUCAAAUGGUAAAACUACUUUUACAUAAUGAUUCUUAAAUGUGGCAACAUAAGAAACGGGAUAUAAAGUGACACAGCAGUUUACAGUAAAAGAUGAAAAACUAAAGGAAAACAUUCAAAACUACAGUAAUUCGAGUAGAAGGGAUCGUUCAGGUAGAUUUCCAACAAUAUAAUAACCCUGAAUUAAAGCUACAGUCCCUAAUUUACAUAUCUUAAUGAAUUGGGAGGUAGGAUGUUGUCAUGGCGAUGCCUACUCUGGCCUUUUGCCCUGAGAAGAGAUUAAAGUGAUGCAUGUUCUUCUGCAUGUUGUUAUUUAAGUGGUUUCCAUGCCUGAUAAAUGCAGUGGGACUUAUUUGUUUACCUCAAAGUGGGAAGUUUUCUUUCUGAUCUGUCUUUGACUCAUAAAUGACUAAGAUUGUGGUCAGCAUAAAAACAUUAAUAUAGUCAUUCGAACUGUGGAAUUCUGUUGAUGAAAACCAUGAUGCCAGUGGGAGUACAACUAUAAACUGAUCACUAAGACUUAGGGGAAAUGACAUCAGCAAAGUUACAUCAGCUGCAAAAUGACAUGUCUUAAGAAAAUCAUUUAGGAAUCACUUCCGUUGCAUUAAACUGGACCAAAUGCUUUACAAGCUGUUUGCUCAUGCUCAGUUUUCUGUUUCAUCAGAUUAUUUUGUGUCUUUCUCCCUUUGCUUUUGUGUGUCAAAAACCUCAUUAAAAAACCUCAUUCUUGUA
Molecule: messenger RNA, 4139 nt
Organism: Hippoglossus stenolepis (Pacific halibut)
Lineage: Eukaryota; Metazoa; Chordata; Actinopteri; Pleuronectiformes; Pleuronectidae
Gene: suox
Product: sulfite oxidase
Exons: 5
Coding region: 150-1880 (576 amino acids)
Cellular component (GO): mitochondrion
Molecular function (GO): heme binding; oxidoreductase activity; molybdenum ion binding
Source: RefSeq, a predicted model, not a curated record